AUGUUUGUUUUUCAGGGGCUUCUAGGUGAUACUGGACCGUAUGGAAAAAAGGAAAAAGGUAUACAGGGUGAUAUAGGAGCAGCAGGAGUAUCUGGGGAUCCUGGAGCACCUGGAAAACAAGGAAAACCAGGCAGGUCUGGAACAAGUGGAGAUACUGGAUUGGCUGGUUUAAAGGGGAUGAAUGGUGACAUUGGGUCACGUGGAAACAGAGAUGGUCCAAUGGGUUUGCCUGGAGUAGCUGGGGCUCGCGGUACACCUGGUUUAAGAGGAGAUACGGUAAGUUUUGAUGUUAGGGGUGAACCUAGGUUAAGAGGAGAUACGGUAAGUUUUGAUGUUAGGGGUGAACCUGGUUUAAGAGGAGAUACGGGACCUGGAGGAAGAGAUGGGGAUCCACAAGUGAAACGGGGAUCAAGAGGAACAAUAGGACGUCGUGGACUUCCUGGAGCACCUGGGGUCAAUGGAGAGCAUGGAAUUCAAGGACCUCGAGGUGAUCCAGGACAAACGGGACCAAUAGGAUCAAAAGGAGAAAGAGUAAGUUGA
Messenger RNA from Xenia sp. Carnegie-2017, 540 nucleotides. RefSeq names its product inner ear-specific collagen-like. Bases 1 to 540 code for a protein of 179 amino acids. The record is from RefSeq and is a predicted model, not a curated record. The transcript has 8 exons. NCBI's taxonomy places the organism in Eukaryota, Metazoa, Cnidaria, Anthozoa, Malacalcyonacea, Xeniidae.